UGCUGCUCCUCAUUGUGGGGCGUCUCCCAGCCACUCCAUACCGUUGGUGUCCACAGCAGCUCUCCUGGCCCCCAACUGCCAUCGCUGGCUGCUGGGCCUCAGAUUCGAUGCAGGCCAUCAAGUGUGUGGUGGUGGGCGAUGGAGCUGUGGGCAAGACGUGCCUUCUCAUCAGCUACACCACCAAUGCCUUCCCUGGAGAAUACAUCCCUACCGUGUUUGACAACUAUUCAGCCAAUGUGAUGGUGGACAGUAAGCCUGUGAAUCUGGGACUGUGGGACACCGCAGGCCAGGAGGACUAUGAUCGCCUCCGGCCGCUCUCCUACCCUCAGACGGAUGUGUUCCUCAUCUGCUUCUCACUGGUCAGCCCGGCCUCCUAUGAGAAUGUCCGAGCCAAGUGGUUCCCUGAGGUACGGCACCACUGCCCCAGCACUCCCAUCAUCCUGGUGGGUACCAAGCUGGACCUGCGAGACGACAAGGACACCAUCGAGAAGCUGAAGGAGAAGAAGCUGGCUCCCAUCACUUACCCUCAGGGCCUGGCACUGGCCAAGGAUAUUGACUCAGUGAAGUACUUGGAAUGUUCUGCACUCACCCAGCGAGGCCUGAAGACAGUCUUCGAUGAAGCCAUCCGGGCGGUUCUGUGCCCACAGCCCACACGACAGCAGAAGCGUGCCUGCAGCCUGCUCUAGGGGCCUCAGCCCAGUCCUCUGAGCCCAAUGGUCUUGACCCUCUGGGGCCUCCAACCAAAGCCCAGCAAUCUGCAUGGUGGGGCUGCUGUCCCCUCCCUGCGGUGUUUCUUCCCAGACAGCUGCAGAAUUUGCCUAUCUCCUCAGUGGAGGUCCCUGGGGAUGGGAAGAUGCUUAAAGGCCACAUCCUACCAUGAAUGCUCCUGUGUUCCCAGGGACCAGAGGGGAGCCCCAAGACUCAGCCAGCCAUCCUCAUGUCAUACAGUGCCAUACACCCACCUGCUCCAGGCCUUCCUGACUCCCCUCUUGAAGCUUCUGGUCUCCAUGGCCUCCAGGUGUCUGCAGGGUCAGGCUCUCUUGCUCAAAUACCCCUGCUUCGCCUUGUUGGAAUCACCUCCUUUCCCUGAACCAAAGAGAGAGAUGUGGGAGUCUGCUCCUCUCUUCUUUCUCAGAAAAGUGCAGAACAAAUCCACUUCUGUAAAUCUCUUGUCUGUCCAGCGAAGUGACCAUCUCUCAAGACUUUCUACUGUACUCAAAGUGCCCUGAGCUGUAUUUUGAGACUGUCCAUCCCACUCUGCCAGUAAGGACAGGAACCACUGCAAAUGGAAAGCACCUAUCUCUUGCUUAUGUAGAAAAUAAAUGUAUUGAUUUGAGUAGAAACUA
Molecule: messenger RNA, 1346 nt
Organism: Psammomys obesus (fat sand rat)
Lineage: Eukaryota; Metazoa; Chordata; Mammalia; Rodentia; Muridae
Gene: Rac2
Product: Rac family small GTPase 2
Exons: 7
Coding region: 108-686 (192 amino acids)
Biological process (GO): small GTPase-mediated signal transduction
Molecular function (GO): GTPase activity; GTP binding
Source: RefSeq, a predicted model, not a curated record